AUUAGCUAGGCAACGCAUGUUAAACAUUGCCCAAUAUUGACCUAAAUUAGAUUGACGCUAUAAUCAAAAGAUAGGAGACUCCAACUCGGAAAUAAUUUCACUCCUUAUCUGUUUCGGUGGUUCACUUGUCCUCAUAAAUGUUUCUGUCUGCCAUCGUUUUAGUUCUUGUAAUAUGUCUUUAUGUCAUCUACACGAAAACCAAAAAAGUACCCAAGGUCAAGAUAAACGGGAAAGCAGUACUGAUAACUGGUUGUGAUACAGGGUUUGGACAUGAACUCGCUAAAAGACUAGACCAGCUGGGGUUCACUGUAUUUGCUGGAUGCUUAUCUGAAAAGAGCACAGGGGCUCAAGAUUUACGAAAAACAAGUUCCAGACGUGUCCAUGUCCUCAAACUAGACGUAACAAAGUCAGACGAUAUUGAACGGGCAACAGAAACCGUCCGGAAAAUUUGCAAAGGCCCAGGUCUCUGGGCCCUCGUUAACAAUGCCGGUAUUGACAGUUUUGGUGAUGUAGAGUUUUGCACCAUGGAUAUGUAUCGCAGAGUUGCGGAGGUUAAUUUGUUUGGAAUGAUCCAAGUCACCAAAGCGCUACUUCCGUUAAUAAGACACUCUAAAGGUAGAGUUGUCAAUGUCACCAGCGUGAAAGGUAUCAUCGCUCGACCAACAAUUUCUGUUUACGGAAUCACCAAAUUUGGCGCCGAAAACUUUUCCGAUUGCCUUCGAUUGGAAAUGAGGAAAUUCGGAGUCAAGGUCUCCAUUGUAGAGCCUGGAAAUUUUGGUGGAUUGACAGGGAUUGUGAAAGACCAGAAUCUCAAACGACUAGUGGACGAGAUGGAAUUGAUGUGGGACAGAGCCGAUAAAGAGAUCAGAGAAGCGUAUGGGAGAGAGCAUUUAGAGGAACAGCGCAAUGGCCUUUACAAAGCUCCCGAAAACUGCGCCUUAAGCUUGGAACCUGUCCUUUGCGCCCUAGAAGACGCCAUAGUAAGCGAAAACCCUGCUAUCCGGUAUCUUGUCGAUGGCGGGAGGGGUUUGCUCGACUGGCAUAACUGGUUUGGACGUUUACAUUAUUACUUGCCAACCGAAUGGAUGGAUUUCAUCAUAGACCAGGCUUGGAAAUUUGGAAUUCGCUAAUGGAUUACUUGCAAGCAAAGGGACUACUUACGAUUUUAAAGCUAAAAAGAGCAUUGUGAAAAAGGUUAGCGAAAAUGAAGGCUUAAAUACUGUAUGAAGCUAGCUAACUACUAAGUUCAGGAUUACCAUGGGGACUCAGCGAUUUAUAUUGUAUGCCCUGUACAUGCAUACCCAAUUUGGGCACACAUGCGGGGUUUAAUACUUUAAAUUAAUUUUUCUAAUUUACAUGUAUAUAUCUAACUCCUUCUUGCAUGAUAUUGACAAUAAAUUAAAGUAUCCAGGUUUUUAUGAAUUGUGUGGCUAAUGAGCAUGUACACAUUUUGUUUUUAUUCAACUCUAUUUUCUGAGAAUUGUGGCACUGCCGCCUUACAGUGAAUUUAUUCUAGCUUAACUACAACGCAAUAUUAACACGGUUAGGAUAUUUUUGAAACUACGUAUAUUAAAGAUGAAAACAAAACAAGACGGAAAGCUUUCUUUCUCUAAAUAUUUAAACACUUCCUGCAGACAAAACUAAAAACAAAGAUUUUAAGGCCAUGGUACCAAAAACAAUGCAUGCAAGC
Magallana angulata is the source of this 1690-nucleotide messenger RNA. RefSeq names its product D-beta-hydroxybutyrate dehydrogenase, mitochondrial-like. Lineage: Eukaryota; Metazoa; Mollusca; Bivalvia; Ostreida; Ostreidae. The transcript is spliced from 7 exons. The record is from RefSeq and is a predicted model, not a curated record. Gene Ontology annotation, molecular function: oxidoreductase activity. The coding region runs from base 138 to 1130 and encodes 330 amino acids.